Molecule: messenger RNA, 5772 nt
Organism: Scophthalmus maximus (turbot)
Lineage: Eukaryota; Metazoa; Chordata; Actinopteri; Pleuronectiformes; Scophthalmidae
Gene: amer1
Product: APC membrane recruitment protein 1
Exons: 3
Coding region: 1007-4120 (1037 amino acids)
Biological process (GO): regulation of canonical Wnt signaling pathway
Cellular component (GO): plasma membrane
Molecular function (GO): beta-catenin binding; phosphatidylinositol-4,5-bisphosphate binding
Source: RefSeq, a predicted model, not a curated record
CAACCAUAUCUGUUUGCAAAUGUCUAUUUCACUUAAAUAGUCACGAUGCAGGGAUUUGAGAACAUCAAACCAUUAUCUAUUAUUACUAGAUUUGUAGAUAAUAUGCUGAAUAUAAAAUUGCACAUUUUAAGGUAUUGUACUUUAGCAAUAAGAGACUAUUUAGGAAUGGAUAGGCCCCUGUGCAUAUUGGUGAACGAUCUCUUCAGUCACUACUUUAUUUCGAAAAAACAAAAUCAUGUGGGAUUGUACGAAGAUAGGGAUUAUGUUGUUUUUCUUCCCCUGGAUUAAAUAUGCUAUUGCUAAUAUUGUGUUUUUAAAAUGUAUUCCCCAAAAUUGCAUUGGAGAAUAAUUAAUUUGAUUAGGUUUUAGCUAAAGUGUUAAACUUUUAAAAUGUAAGUUAUGAAAAAAAAAAUGAAACCAAAUGGAAAGGCGAGGCUACAAUAACAAAACAUAAUACAUCAAUACAACAACUUAACAACAGCAUUUACAUAAUCUUAGUUAGAUUUGCUUUGAGAUAUUAUAACAUUUAUACUCUAAUGAAGGAUGAACAUUUUGUUACAUUUGUGUGUAAUUGAAAAAAAAAAAAUCCCACUGCAAUCAUUACAGACUAAACGUCACACACGUGUUGCGUCACUAGUACGCGCCGCUGGGACAGUGUCGGAAGUGUGGAAGGGAGGAAGUCAUCACCCAGCAGUUAAACGCUGGGCUUUAACAUGCUCCUUUGAACACCUCGAUUGAAAAUCGACAUGCGUGGCUGAAGUGGACACACGAGUCCAGUCCCCGUGGAGCCGGUGUCCGACACACUCACAUCUCCCCGGGCCACGGACUGCGGGACACACGCAGAAUAUACCAGUGGAUGUCAAAAGGCCACGAUGAUACAGAUGGAACAGUGUAAUUUUUUGCACUCAAGUGCCCAUAUCGGAUGGAGGACAAACUCCCUGCCAUCAUCCUACCGGCUGAUUUUGAUAAUUCAGCUGCUAUGCCUUCUGCUGGACUGCUCCUUUAAAUGUGGUUAGCCAUGGCUUCUCGCAAGGCAGACGAGCUACCCGGUGACACCAAGGACUUGGCUGCAAUCUCCCGAUCGCUGUCACGAUGUAGCCCCGAUGACAUCACUGAGGAGCCUCAGUCGGAUGCGGUGAAUGCCACGGUGAAAUCUCAGAAAUCUGGAAGAUUUAGGAGGACUGCCUUGACGUUUUUUGGUGUGCGAAAAGGUAUCUGUAUUCUACCAAGUUUUUUUGGCGGGCGGAGUAAAAAUCAGAACAAGUGGUCUUCAAAGAAAGGACUCACCAAAAGCAAAACACACGAUGGGCUAAGUAAGGUUAGUCAUGAUGACGGUGUGAGAGGAAGGUACACCUCAGCUGGAGAUUCUAUAUGCCACUGCCAAGGGGACUGUUCCGGAGAGCUCCACACUUUGUGUCACAAUGAAUGUAGUCACCCCACCGCUGAGCAGAAAUCAUUGACUCUUGGCCGGCAGAGGAAGGGUUUUAGGAGUCUUUUUCACAGUUUUAAGCAUCACAGAAACCAUAGAAAUUCUGGGACGGAUAAAACUGAAAUGAUUCCAAUGUCCUCUCCCCACUGCAAGAAAGAGGUGCCUGUUGUCCAGGACAACACCAACAUGUUUGUCACAUCGUGCCUGGGAUCCGAACCUGAUGUGCCUGAUUUCACAGAUGAUAUGUGUGAUGUUUCCAUUGGUCCUGAUUGUAGUGAUGCUGAUGCGGUGACAUUGGAGAAGAGUGUGGAGCAAGAAAGCCCAAAGUCUGAGUUUGAUGAUCAGGUGUGUGAUGUUCAAAUAGAGGAAAUUAAUUUGAUGGCUGUGGUUUCCAGUGAUUACCAGGAGACUUCUCCAGGACACAGCGAGCCUUGCCUCAAAGUUCAGAUGACGUCUGAGCCUGUAUUGAAGUCUGAAACACCUGCAGGUUCGUCCGAUCGGCUUAACCUGAUGUUUGGUGACGUCGCAUCAUUGAAGAGCUUUGACUCACUCACUGGCUGCGGGGACAUAAUAGCAGAUCAAGAAGAUGACAGCAUCACAGAGAGCACAGUUUCUGGUGAAAGGAGCAGGAAUGGUGGAAAGAGGGCCUCCUGCUAUCUUACUUAUCAGGGGGGCGGUGAAGAAAUGGCCUCACCUGAAGAUUUGGGUGAGGAGUGUCUUCACGAUUUCUGGGGAAACAAUGCUGUAGAAAAAAUCUGCUACACUUGCAACGAGGACCACACAGAUAUGACUGCCGAGCUGACAAGUUCCCACAAUAUGGACUGUAACAGUAACAGUUUACAACAAGCCAGUGGCAUGGACACUUCUUCGAUUGCUGAUGUGUUGACUCCUCAAAGUGAGCAUCAGGAAUCAGUUCCAAAUAGUGAUGAGGGCUACUAUGAUUCAACUACCCCGGGGCCGGAGGAAGGUCAGGAAAAAUCUGACAGACUACGGACAGACAGACUACCCAGGGACAGUUACAGCGGAGAUGCCCUCUACGAACUUUUUGCACCCGAUGAGAGUCUCAUCAGUCCACACUAUGAAAACAAAUCAAAGCUUCCCGGUUCAAAACAGUGCAAGUAUUUAAGUGAGCCAGCCGAUGUGUCAGAUUCUGCCUUUGUUCCAGACAUGGAUCGAUUACAAAUAAGUGCUGAACUGUAUGAAGUUCACAAUUUUCUCGGGAGCAGUAAAUCCUCCGAGUUGGCACAAAGCGUGGAUGGUCGGAGGGAAAUGGGCUUGAAUAAAGAUUGUAAUUUGAAUUCAAAACCACAAGCCUCAGGCAACAGGAAUAAUAUAGAACCAAAUGUAUUUGAUGAUAAGGGAAAUAUGCUUGCUUCUGCUGAAGAAAGGCAAAAAUCCAUUAACGCUGACUGUGAAAAAAGGCAUAGCAGCAUAUCAUUUGGGAGCACAUCUGACCCAGAUUUUGAAACAUUUUGUGAACCCAAAGAGCAACAUCUGGAGGAAAACAAGCCCGUGGCGUUACCAUACAAAAAUAUCACGUGUCAGUCUCCAGAUUGUAACAACGAUUUGGAUGAUGGGCAAACUGUGUGUUUCUCACAAGCACUUGUGGACUACACAAAACACUCUCAGAUGCUGAGUAACUUGCACAACAGCGUAGACGGUUUGGAGACAAACUCUGCCUUCACUACAAAUAUGGACGCCUUACCCACCAUAGUCACAUUUGACGUAGUCGAUAUGCAUAAUGAGGGCGAAUAUGAUGAGCAGAUUCACAUGGAGCUGGAGGAGGACAUUUCGUCACCCUAUCAGGAAUUUGAAGAAAGCUACCUGCAAAAAGAUGCAUUUGCCGAGUUUGACUAUCAAAUGUUAGACAUGUACGAACAGAACCUGAUCAGUAGCACAUGGGCAAUUGCUAGUCUCCCACGGCACCUAGGUCUUACGAGGGUCAGCCAGUCCAUGUCUAAUCCGCUGUCUCUCGACAGGAGAAGCCGAUCUCUAGACACAGGGAGCCUUGAGAUGAAGAUGCCUGAUGCAUAUAGAGAGGAAAUAGCUGCAAUUGUUUCUUCUCCUCAGACUGAAGAGGACUCUGACAGAGACUCCUCGCCACAUUACAAAAAGAAUGUACAUGCGUCUGCAUCAGAUGUUAAAGACUGUAGCAGCAUUAUGGCCUUAUCAUGGCAAACGAGGUCAGGAAUGGCUUUGAGCCAUCCUCUGACACAUGGGGAAAUCAGUGAAAAAGUACAGGGUGUUAGUCAAACGCACGGAAAUCAUAAACUAUUUUCUACUUCAUCCGGUAGUGAUUUCCCUGACUGUAAACUGCAACGUCUCGGCUCCAGUGUGUCAGACGGAGGGUCCUGUGAUUCACUGUCACACAAUAGCAAGCUUUACAAUAGACAGUGUCAUGUUCCUUUGCAUUCAGACUCUUGUUUACCUCAUAGCACCUUUGUUUAUCCUGGAAUGGUGGAGGAGGAAUCUGAGGAUGUUGAUGAUGACGUUUUUUGUAAAGCUGCCACCAAUUUUCAGCCCUACAACCAGUGUGGUAAAAGCAGACCAGUGGCUCAUAGGGAAGGAUUAUCUCAUACCGGGAGCCCUAUUAAUGCUGGUGUGUCUAAAGAGGAAAUGGCUGUCCGUGGUGAAACCAGAACACCCAGGGACUUGGCGUGCGGCAAACUCCCUGAGACCACCUUUAAUUGAAAGGUUUUUUUAAUCAUACUGUUGACAUUACGACCGCGUGUCUAUGUGCCAAUGAGUGCUUUUAUGUUACAUCCAAAGGAGUGACUGUUGCUUAAUUUUUACUCGCACAACUGAUUCCUAGUUGUACACUGUGAUUGUCGGGAAAGGAAAUGAAAUUUGAAGUUAUUCAGAGAGACAUGGGUGUCUUUGCCAUCAUGCCGCUGCAACUACAACCCUGUCCUGGGAGGUCGAAAGGGAUUUUCUGCAUUUGCACAGCAACAGUUACUUGUUUCACACAGGCCACGCAUGUCAGUCCUCAGAAGAUAUUGUUUCAAUUUAUUUGCAUUUGGAAAAGCUCAGAUCCAUCUCAAACUGUUACUACUAACUGUUACUAUUACUACAAUGUUUUUUUUACUCAUAUGUAGCGUCAGCAUCCAGAUCUCAAUAGUUAUGCCACACUUCGAUUAAUGGGUAUUCAUUAGCGCGGUUUCCAUAGCCCAGCCAGUUGCCUCUAAACACAUGUAUAGUAUGCGUAUGCUGUAAGUGCCGGCAUACGUUUGUGUUUUCCGCUUUUUCACAGCCUCUCUUUGCGCCGGUGAGGCUCGCGUCGGCUCGUCAUGGUGCUCGGAAUUUAGUGUUUCUAGCUGUUUUCUUGAUUCACUUCUUUUCUGAGCAGAUUGUAGAUUAGGUGACAAAAAUGAAGAGGAGAAUCACAGCGAGGAAUCGCGCAAUAGGCCUUUUUCACUGCAGACAUUUUGAUCCGUCAGAGGAGGAAAGGUUCAGGUGGUCCUGGUUACAUCAACGUGGCUCUUACAGACUCCCAGUAAUUCAUUUCAUUAUUCACUCCUGUGCUUUUCCUGCAGUCACAUGUCUAAAUGUCUGACAUAAAGAAGACCUAGAGACUACGUGUCGCAUUCAGCCUUUGGCCCAAAUCUCGAACUAUCUCAACAGGAAAUAUACAGGUGGACUGUAUAUGUCAUUUACAGUCUUCAGAUAUUUUUUGCGGGCAAUGCUGCUUUAUCUGUGAAGCACAUUUCAGUGUAUAUAAAAGUGCUUCACAUAAGACAUUGAGGAAAUGGCUUGGAAAGAAAAAAAGUAAAACCCAACAGGAUCUAAUGGUCUCAAAGUGAUUGUGUCUUUCUUAGGCCGGACAAGCCAAUUUGGCCUCAACGUUAUUUUCACUGUUUUCUUUGUUGCUAUUUUCCAACAGAGUGACCACCUGUGAAGUGCAGAACUCUUACUGAAAGGUUGCACUCCGUUCAUUGUGUUACUGUAAGCUAAUGGAAUUACAAAUCAAUCCAAUUGAAAUGAUAUGCUUUGAAUAUAAAUUGGUACUUUUUACCAUGUAUCAUUUUCUUGUUGAACUUAAUGUUUGAUUGGUCAGAGGUUGAUCUGUCAAGAUGAUGUAGUUUUUUAUGGCGUAAUAUUGAACAUGUCAAAACAAUGUAUUUAUAUUCUCAGCUAUUUGUACACUGUAACGUUGUAUUUAGACUGGUUAUUACAGAUUGGCAAUAUUCUUCUUGGUUGAGUUUUCGUUUUUCAAUUUUGUUUUUCUUUUUUAUUGUCUGAACGUUACAUCCGUGUUACACUACAGGAUUCUUGUUGAAAGUCAGUUUACAGUUUUGUCAGAGUAGAACACUGCCUUACACUAAAAUAAACAUGACAAGAUGUCA